Molecule: messenger RNA, 2442 nt
Organism: Chinchilla lanigera (long-tailed chinchilla)
Lineage: Eukaryota; Metazoa; Chordata; Mammalia; Rodentia; Chinchillidae
Product: putative POM121-like protein 1-like
Exons: 1
Coding region: 1-2442 (813 amino acids)
Source: RefSeq, a predicted model, not a curated record
AUGGAGCAGCAGGACUGCCACAGAAGGAGCCCCUCUGGGCUUGGGCUUGUUCGAUCUGCAUUUAGACCCGUGGUGGGCCGGAGAGGCCUGAUUCCCUUUGUCCCAAGGCCUGGGCCUCUGGAGCGAAACCUUCUUGACCAGAGCUCCAGAGAUGAAGUUAACCCCUGCUCCCAGGCUUCCUGCAUGAGCUUGUCGACCCUGCGAAAUGUCAUCAUCAUCAGCUCAUGCAGCUCUGCGGGUGGUUCACCACAACCGCCCAGGAGUCCUCCAGCCCCCAGCCCCGUCCAGCUGCCCUGCUGCCUCUCCAAGGAGCUGAAGGAGAAUGGUUUCCAGUCUCUGUGUUCAAUGCCACAAGUUUCCAAGAAGACUGAGUAUGAGAAGGUGGCAGACACAACACCAAGGCAGACAAAAUCCUCCAGGAACUGCGUACACACAACUCGCAGAGCUAGGUCACAAAAACGCAAGAUUCCCCUGCUGCCACGUAGGAGGAACCGUCUGAGGCUGCCACCACCUCUGAAAGUGGGCUAUCGAGUCACCCCUGAACACCUAGACUGGGAGAAGGAGACCGCAUUCCGUCGCAUCAACCGCAAGUUACAGGGUGAGUCUCUGGCCCCCCAGGGCAGCAACACUGCACAGUCUUUUCUUUCUCUGCCUGCCUCAGGAACUGCUCCUCCGUCUACUGUCUCUCCAGUGCCCUGCAAAAAGGCAGGGAAAAGAAAGUGCAUAACGGAGCAGGAUUCUCUUGAUCCAUGGGCCCUCCUGGCAUGUACUGCUGUGACCACCACCUCAGCUUCCAGUCCCUCCUCCUCAGAGCUGCUUCUGGGCCCCUUUUCACCUUCCAUGGCCACAGCCUCUGACUCGUUACUGACCCCUGCCGGCAAGGAUGGCUCCAGGAGAGAAACUCUUGCGGUGCCUGGUCCUUCAGCUGGAGAGGCCCUUCUCCACAGGAAGGGAAAGUGCAAGUCCGACUGGGAGCCCCCUCUGAAUGGUGACCAGCUGGGCCCUUCGAGUUCCAGGGCUUCUGAAAGAGCAGCAGCAGGUGCUGGGUCUGCCUUCCCUGCCAUCCCUAGCACCUCCAAAAUGGAGUCUCUGUCCCCAGACUGGGGAAGCUCUCCUGUCUCCUCACAGAGGCACUGUCCCACUGCAGAUCCCGGCGUCCCAUUCUUUCCCAGUCUUCCAAAGGCUGCCUCUGCCCAGUAUGACAGCCUCUCAGCCAGCACAUCUGCAGGCCUGGCCACGCUGUCAGUGACUGACUUCUGGCUCACCCCCCUGGACAACACAUCCCUGCCCCAGCCGCUCCUCCCGGAGCCUGCUGCUAGCUCCAGUGGGAGCUCUUGCCCCUCUGUCCAAGUGACUGUGACACCUUCCAGCAGCAGCAUCUCCUCAGCCAGGGAUGCCUCCACCCUGCCAGGACUGAGGUUCUUCCACAUGGCCACACAUGAGGGAAAUCCUACUGAGUCUGCAUCCAGCAAUGAGCUCAUGUCAGGGGCCACUGAUGGGCAGCAGCACAGGGCCACCCCCUCUCUCAGCAUGCUCUAUUUUGGAGACGUGGAAGCUAUGGCUCUGGGCCUGGGCCUGGCCCCAACCUCUACUUCAGGCCAGUCAGUUUUGAGUAGCAUCACACAAGCAGCCACUGGGGCUUCCUUGCACACAAAUAUGACCUCUGAGACUGGUGCCAGCAAUCAGCUGGACUCCAGUGUCAUCCAGGGUCUUUCCCCUGCUGGUAGCUUCAUUGCCUCUGCUUCUGCCACCACCUUUGCGAUUCAUGACAGCACCCAGACGGUCUCCAGUGUCACCCAGGAUCUUUCCUCCCCUGCUACAUCCAUUACCUCUGCUUCUGCCACGGCCACCCAUCUGUGCAGUGCUGUGAACCAUAUUCAGGAAAACAGGCAGCCCUUGUCAAUGCGGGCUAAAAGAAACCCAGUCACGGGGACAUGGGCAGUCUCGACAGUACCAGAGGGCUCUGAGGGUGAAGAGCUGCCCCGAGAUUUUAUAACCUCUUUUGAAGCACUGAGCAUCUCUUCAACUGGAAAAGGAGCCUCAAGCACCACAAACUACCAUGGAGGAAGUGUGGGCCUCAGCCAUAGCAACCCCAUGGUGGCCGUGGGACCCAGCACCAUGAAAACUUCCAUGUGUGGAGAGCCUAAGACCCCUGUUCUGAGUCCUAUCCCCACAGACCCACUGAAGCAGAAGCGGCCAAAUUCACCUAGAGAACCCAGUGACAUGACAAGCAAGGCUGCUUCAAAGUGCAAACCCAAGUCAGCCUCUAGGUCUGGCAUUCGUGCUGCUCGCGAGAGCAAAGUCAGGAGGAAGCUUGUCUUUAGGGUCACCUCAUCACCUGCCCAGGUCUCUGGACACACAUCUCCUGAAACAGACACUGAAUCAUCUUCCUGUAGCUCAGAAUCCAUUUCUGUGGAUUCUAAGAGGCCAAAGCUGCCCUGA